Mya arenaria is the source of this 14007-nucleotide messenger RNA. RefSeq names its product AF4/FMR2 family member lilli-like. The record is from RefSeq and is a predicted model, not a curated record. Gene Ontology annotation, biological process: cellular response to hormone stimulus; positive regulation of transcription by RNA polymerase II. Gene Ontology annotation, cellular component: nucleus. Gene Ontology annotation, molecular function: nuclear receptor binding; protein dimerization activity. Lineage: Eukaryota; Metazoa; Mollusca; Bivalvia; Myida; Myidae. The coding region runs from base 385 to 6489 and encodes 2034 amino acids. The transcript is spliced from 32 exons.
UGUUCAAUACGAAUCCAGGAUCGUAAAAACAUGAACUAGCCGUCUGUAUAUGCUGUGUGACUGUGUGUUACAGUAGGGUCAGAAUCCCUUAACCCUUAGGAAAGCCGUGUCAGUGAAAAAUAAGGGAUUACAGUGAACCACCAGUUGGAAAAAAGUGGGAAAUUGUGGAAUAGAAUGUGUGCAAGUGAUAAAGUUAAAAGUUAUAUAGUGGUAUAUUUGUGUUGUUGGGAUAUUAACAAGGAGAGCGACCUUGAUACAAAUCGUUGGAGUGUAUUGACCGGUCAGUGAACAAGAAACAAGUGCCUCAAUGAGCGUCGGCGACGGGACCAAGAGAAUCAAUACUUUGAGGAGUUGGCGGACAUAAUCUCGGCGAGUGUUUCGGACAUGUCUGGCUCCUUCGCCCUCAAACCAGAGAAGUGUGCCAUUCUACAGGAGACUGUCAAGCAAAUAAAACAGAUUAAACAAGGAGGGGAGGGAGACUCCGCUGUACAACAGAGUCACGUGUCCUCGAGCAAGCCAGGAUUGAUAACGGAUGACAUCCUCGGGACUCUGCUUCUAGAGGCAUUGGACAGUUUUCUGUUUAUGGUCAACCCCCAAGGCAAGGUUGAAUUUGUGUCUGAAAACAUCAGCCAGUUCCUUAAAUAUACUCUGGAAGAUCUGGUAGGGAAGAGUGUAUACAACAUCAUCCACGUGGGUGACCAUGCCCAAUUUAGCAACAGUCUACUCCAGUCUCAUAACGGAGGACUAAGUUGGCCGCCAGAAAGCUUAAGUGGAAAGGGAAGAGAUUUCAAUUGUCGCAUGCUCAUUAAACCCCCAUGUAAUGACAAUGAGGAUUUGGAAGCUAAGCAGACCUAUGUUCACCAGUACGAAAACAUGCAGAUCUCCACGGUGUUACAUCCCCCCAAUGAAAUCAAGGCCGAAAACACUGAUAACUCCGAAGGGGGUUCAUGUCUAGUCUGCAUUGCCCGCAGGCUUCCUCUCGCUGAGAAGACAAAUACAAUGCUUGCAGUGGAACAAUUUACUACAAAACAGGACUUACAAGGAAAAAUCAUUGGCUGUGAUAUUAGUGGAAUAGCUCACAGAUUCAGUUGCCCAGACUUUGUUGGUCAGAGUAUACAGGAGUUCUGUCACCCUAACGAUCUACAGCAAAUAUCAAGGCAUUUACAAGAAGUUAUUCAAAAUGGUCAGAACACGAGCGCUGUGUAUCGAUUCAAAAUGCAGGAGAAUCGUUUUGUAUUCGUGCAGACCAAGAGCAAGCUGUUUCAGAACCCUAACAAUGUCUCGUCUGACUUUAUCAUGUCCACCCACUCCAUUAUCAGAGAAUGUGACUCCGACAGUGAGAAGGGUUCAGCAUCUACAAGCCUUAUGAAAUCUAUUAUCGGUCCAAGCCUGCAAUUGAAAAACCAGCUACGUGCUACACACACUGCUACAUCUGGUAUAAACACUUCUUCAUCUAUGUCCAACAUGGCUAUCAGUGCCUCAAUGAACAGUAGUGCUUCAAACAUGAACAGUUUUAAUUCUGGGAAUAUUCUUUCUGCUCUGAGUAACAGUGACAUUUUAAACCUCGGUGAUACCGAUUUCUUAAACGAUAUGUGGGAUUCGCCAGAUAUAUCGGAUUCUAAUGUGUCUAGUACUGGGAAUUUAAGUGCGAGUUUUCACGGAACUGCAACUACGACAACAGCGUCAUCGUGGAUGACACAGCUUCGUCUCUCGCAAGUUAAGGAUUUACAAAGGAGUUUAUCGUCCACUUCACAGCCCCAACGUGGGGCAGUUGGGGCGAACAAACGCCCUGCCAGUCUGGGUGGUUAUGGACAACGGAGUAACAGUGUGGACCUAUCGUUACAACAACAACAACAGCAUCAGCAACAACAACAACAGCAUCAGCAACAACAACUACAGAACCAGAACAUACAAGGACAGAAAAGUCCUGGGUUUGCUCAAAGUGGGAACUUCCAGUUUCCACCUACACGGACAAUGAUGGGAGGGUACAAUAGGAUGAGCCCACGGGCAACUCCGAGCCCGGGUAUGCCACACUGCAGUUAUAGUGGGCCGUUCUCAGCUCCGCGCUCGCCCUCACCCAUGAUGUCACCUUCAGCAGGUUCUCAGCCCGGGGGAUGGGGACACCAGCCGCUUCCCAGUCCCGGGCCCUACCCCCCUCAUGGGCCGCCUAGCAGUCAUCAGGGCCUCACAGGGAUGUCACACUAUCCAAGUACCCCAGAUGACCGACUACUACAGCAGCUUACAAGCAGUCAUGAUCCAAAGAUUGUAGAAAAGAAAACCAAGAAGCCCGGGCAGCUGUGUCGGCUUCUCGCCCAGACAAGCCCUCCACCAACACCCAUCACAAAGUCUGAGCCCACUACGCCCAAGGGUGUUAGAAGUCGCCAUAACAGCCGGCAGGGCUAUAUGGAGAUGUCGCCCGCUGACAGUAUCCAGUCACCGCAGCCAGGGCCGGGGCAGAGCCCGCCAGAAAAACCACAGAGUACUUCAAACGAUGAUGAUCAUCACAAUGGUACUGCAACUGAGUCAAAGGUCAGCAAUCAACUUCUUAAGUCACUUCUGAGCCAGGAUGAUGAUGUUGAUGAAGACUUUGGAAAGAUGGGAAAAUCAGUCGCAGACAAGGUUAUGGAGCAAGCUCGAGAGGCUCAGUCUACAAAUAAACCUUCCACUGUUGAGAUGGAGAAAAAUGAGGCUGAGGCGAAGAAACAAAGCAAUAAACUUCUAAAGCAACUGCUAUCAACAGAAGAUGACAUUCUGGUCAAGGGCUCUAAUAUCAAAAAGAAGGCAGAAGAGAAAGCAGCCCAGAGGUCUGGAGGUCAACCAGGGUCAUCGUCAAUGGCAACUGUGGCAAGACGGAGAACCAGUAUGAUGCAGGAGCUGUUAUCCGAUGAUAAGGACGAUAACUGUCGCUCCGUACCUGCCGAGAGCACAAGUAUCGACUCCGAGCUAACCCGUCAGCGUCACCAGUCUGGACCUCAGGAGCCUCAGUCAACAACGUCCCUACCCCUCCCUGUCACCCCUCUAUCCAACUCCCUCACGGCAGGCCUUGGUGGCUCCACCAUCAAUACCUCCAUGCUUCAGGAUUUUCUCAGCUUGGGCGGUAAUAUGAGUCAGCCCCUUAAUAGCAAUAUCAUGGGGCUCGGUUUAGAAUCUACGCCGCAUAACAUGGGUCCUCUGACGAAUCCGACAACAGCUAGUAUGACAAAUCCCGCGUCAGCCAAUGUCACUUUGAACGAUGGAAAGAAAGUGUUUUCAAUGUCUGAUUUAUCUACAAACAUUAAGAAAAACAAGAGUUUGGAUGACCUGUUUAAUAUGUUGUGGGAAGAUCAGACGGACCAUGAGAGAAGGAUUAUGAGAGAAAAGUUGAAGAAUUUUAAUAUACAACGUAGAAUAUCGUCAGAGAGUGGUAUGGAAGGUUCGCCAGCGGAACAGAGUAGGUCAGGUAGGAGCACACCUGUUGGGCAAAGCUCAAGUUCAAAACUGUCCAAUAAUAAUAUGUUGUUGACCGAGUUAUUGUCGAAACGUGUGAACAAUGAGAUUGUGGUGAAUACGUUAAGUACAAUACAGCCCUCCCAGGUCCCUCAAGUUCCGAGGAUACCACAAAAUCUGGCGAAUAAGUUGUUAAAAGUGAACCCAUCCAAUUUUGUGACGAGUUCUUCUGCGCCAGAAGCAAAACGGCCAAGGUUAGAUAUUCCAAGUAGUGGAUUAACUACCCUUGAGAAAGUUUUACGGCGAGAUUCUAGUUCUAAUGUGUCAUCUUCAACCACUUCAAUGGAGGGUGUAGCUGACACCAGCAAUAAUUCAAACUCUGCGCUUAGUACAAUAAGUGACAAUAGUAUUACGUCGCAACUUGGGGAGUUACAAAACCUUUUCCAACAGUCGACUGGAAGUAGGUCGAACUUAAUGGAAGUGAAUUUAGAUGAAAAUACGGACCAUGUGCUCGCACAAAUAUUACAGCAAGCACAAGACCUGCAGCAGGAGAUCUCUACAGCGGGGGGCUAUCAGCCCAAUCCCCUGGCUUUAUCAGGAAUAUCUAGUGCUCAGUCCGCGCUCACACAAGACACUACAAACCACUCUGUGAACACCAGUAUCAGACACAGUGUGAAUGCCGGAAAUACGACUAAUUCUGUGACUAGUUCUAACAACUACCAUACAAGUGUAAAUAAUAAUAGUGUGAUGAAUACCAACAUUGACUCCUCUCAGACUAAUAGCAAUGCUGGAAACGAAUUGUUACAGCAGUUAGAACAAGCAUUGAGUGAGUCCUCGUUUAACCUGAAUGACUUGGACCUGUUGUUGUCCAACCAAGGGAAUACCAGCGCCGAUGAGCAGUCGGCUAUUGAGGCGAUACAACAGCAGUUAAUGUCGGAUAUACCGAUGCAGGGACUUUCUGGAACAAGCCAGGCCCUGACUGGAACUCAAAUUCCGCAAGUGCCCAUUGAUCGUAACCAUCUACAAAACCGAUUUCAACAACAAUCUCUACCUGAGCUUAGCGGACAUUCUUCUCAACUGGGCGGUCUGCUUAGUAGCUUAAGCCAAGGUCAACACAGUCCAAGGUCAAUACUGAACCAGAUCGGCCUAGGUCAAGGUCAGGGUCAGGGUCAAUUUCCCCAGGGGUUAUUGAGAACAGACCCCGCCCAGGGUCUACAGAGAGGACCCCAAGGGCCAGGUUUCGGGCCUCAGGGUGCAGCUGCUCAAUCUUUCCCAUCCCAGGGUCCUAGACUUCCACAUCCACCAGCAGUUGCCUUACCAUCACCAGGUUCAGGCCAGAGACAGUUCAGUAAUCCUAACCCCCAGUCUACAGCCAUGCAGGUUCGACAGUCAUUACUCCAUCAGCAGAAGUUGAAAAUGCAGAGAGAACGUGAAAAGGAAAGGGAACGGGAAAAACUGCGGGUACAACAACAGUCAGACAGGCAGAAAUUGGUGCUGCAACAACAGCAGCAGCAGCAUCAACAGCAGCAACAGCAGCAGCGGUUUCAAGGACCACAGUUUCCCAGCCAACAGAGGUUUUCUAAUGAUAACCUGCCUAUGAGUCUCAGUGGUUCCCAGCUCCCAACUUUUCCGGAGAAUCUUGCUGACAUGAUGAACAGCGGGAAUGUUCCCAAUGUUACCCUUCAGAGGAAUAACGGCCUGCCCGGGCCCAUGUCGCCCAGAUAUCAGACGGGGAUGCUGCCGCCUCAGAGCCCAAGCCAGGGGGGACAGGGCGUGAUGUUGCCUCCCAACUCCCAGCUGUCUCCAGGGUUUCCUCAACAGCAGCAGCAGCAGCAGCAGUGGGGUGCCACAGGGGCAGCAAUAAACAUCUCACCACAGGGAGGCAGUCAGUACAGUAAUCGGCACCGGUCCAUGUCCGGUGGAACGCCAAUGCAGACAUCUCCGACGCAGCGGUUUUCCUUUGCCGAUGGGCAGUAUGGUGGGAGCGCCCCUGUGGGAGGUAUAGGGUAUCCCCAGCAGCAACAGCAGAUGUACUCGCAACCUAACCGGGGCAGUCUGCUGCAACGCCAGCUAAGCAUGCCUGGUCGAGGAUCCCCUAGGAGUUCACAGGGAGGUUUUGGUGCGUCGAAUGACCCGCUGCUAAUGUCCCCGCAUAAUGUAUCCCCCAACUCAAUGAGAGUACCACAACAACAGGUGAGCCCGCCUUACAGUGCCGGCUCGAUGACCAACACCACCUACGGUCCACCUUCUGUAACGAUGGCAACAGCUGCAAGUGCCCUUCCCUCCCCACAGUACGCUCCUGGGGGUCAAGGUCACAUGGGAGUUGGGGCCGACCAUGAUCUCGCACUAUUUGAUAGCAGUAAGAAGGGACUAGAUGGAUCUGUGCCGGGAACCAACCCCGGGCUCGUGGGUAACAACCAGGGCUCCUCCCAGUUCAUCAAGCAGGAGUUACGGAACAUCUGUAAAAUACGCUCACAGAGCGGAAGUCAGAUGAUAUCGCAGCCCUCUCCUCAGUAUAUGGCCCAACAACAACAACAACAGCAACAACAACAACACUCUGCUUUACAACAACAACAGGCUGUCUUACACCAACAAAGACUUAAGCUGCAGCAACACCAGUCAAUGCUACAACAGCAACAGCAACAUCAGCAGCAACAACAACAGCUUCAGCUACAGCAACAAUCGUCAGCUGAUGAUGGGAUGUCUGAGCUACCACUUGAUAUCCUGGAACAGAUUAAUGAGAUGACUGAGGAACAUGGCAUUGAAGAUUUCAAGGAGGAGGUGAUCGUGCCUAAAAAACGUGAGGAGGCGAAAUCACGUUACGAGAAGUUUCAGAAACUAGCAACCUCAGAAGAACAAGAUGGAAAAGCAACGAGCCUGUUCCGCAAACAGUUAACGUUACACGGCGGUCAGCAGCGACCAACAUCACGAGACUCUGGUAUCUCAAUGUUGCCCGACCAUCAACCAGUUAACGUCGUACAGAGUGAACCCAGGACACCUAUUGAAGAAAUCAAGCCAGCUAAUCAAAAAGACAGCUUACUUCAGCAACUGCUAGCAGACUGAAGAAACAUCUGUACUCAAUACUGUUGUGUGGUUUACUUGUGUUCUAACAAGUGCUUGUGUUGUUGUUUAAGAGUUGAAUAAGGUCUGCUGGCACAUGCCUAUUAGCUGCAAAAUGGCCUGACCAAGUGUUCGCAAUAAGAGUAUUAUGAAUACUCUAUCAUUGUGUAAAGGAUUAUUCAAAGGGAUACUCUUCAAUAGAGAAGGUAGUGCUCUUCAAAGAAAUACUCUUCAAUGGAGAAGGUAUUAAUCUUCAAAGGGAUACUCUUCAAUGGAGAAAGUAGUGCUCUUCAGAUGGAGGUGGAAAAAGCUGCUCAAUUGGAAUGUCUCGGGUAUUUUCCUCAUACACAUGUGAUCAGAAUUUGUGUCUUAUCACAUUUUCUCUAUGAUAUUAUUUGGCUUUUUUUAGUCAUGGACAAAAAAUCAGGGGAUUUGAUUUUCAACCCAAAAAAGCCAAUCAGCAUUAGAUGUUCAAGUUUCAAUGCUAUUAUAAAGACAAUCAUAUAGCUGCCAGAAUGAGUUAUAGUGUAACUAACAGUCAUAAAAUGACUACAUGCUCCAUAUUUUUGUGAUUUUUUACGUGCAAAGUGCUUUCACUGUUGGGAGAAAAGUGAAAUGACAAAUUCUUGUGGAUUUUGCGUUAUAGCGUGUAAUUCUGUUUUUAAGAGUGUAACGGCUGGAAACUAGAGCCGUUAACAUUAUUGAAUGACGCUGUGAGGAUUUGAAGGUGUAUUAAAGCCUAACAAAGUUGUUGCAAGUUUUCCGAAACUUCAAAUGUAAGAAAUGACUCAUUGAUAGUGAUGGAUAGGUAUUUGUGUCAUAAUAUUUCGCUAUUGAGCUUUCUUACACAAGGAAAACUUCAUCUGGACACUGGUUGUUAUCAGUGAAAACAAUUUUGACAAAUAUUACAAGUUGUGUAUAGAUUGAAGUGCUAUGAUUUUCAGAGUCUGUGAUAUAACCUUUGAAAUUUUGAAAUGUUGUUAAGAAUGGAUUCUGUUGUUGACGAGAUUUGUUUGUUUUUUUUUAUUGAAAAUUGAAAAACCUUUUUUCAAAUUGUGAGUGAAAUAUUAGAUCGUUAAAUUCAUCAGGAAUUUGUUUUGAAGGCCAGUGGUUGAGAGAGCUGGGAUAUUUUGUUGAUUGUAAGUGUGUCUUUAAUUUAGGAGCUUUGAAUGAUCUCAGAGGUUACAUUAUACUAUUUCUCAUUGCUCAUGUGUUGUGCUUUGAAAAGAAAAACAUAAAUAUAUAUAUACAUAUAUAUAUAUAAAUUGUUGUUUGUUUAAACGUUAAAGCUAGCAAAAAUUAUGCUGUUAAUUGAAUUUUGCCUUUAAGCAUGCUUGUUGCUGAAUCUGUUGAGAUUUUGUUAAAUGUGUAAUAUAAAUUAGUUUGUGUCAUAUUGAGUCUAUGUUUAGCACUUUUGAGCAUUAAGGUUUAUAGCCAUCAAAAUAAAAUUUUUUACAGAAAUCUAAAUUAAGCAAAGAAGCAAUAACUAUCUGUAGAUACAAUGUAGCUUAAUGAUUUAAUAUAGACACAUGGUUGGUUUCGAAAAUGGAAUCUGAUGCUAAGCUUAGAAUCAAUUUGGAUAUAUGGUUUUGCUAGCUGAAUAUGUUUUAAAGCUAACUUUGAUUUCACUUGUGCUUUCGGUCAAGGGUUAGAAAAGUGCUAUCCUUACACUCUUAAUUUUUUUUUAAAAACAAACAAUUAUAUGAAAUUAAAGUGUAAUAAUUUUUUACCUGAAAAAAAUCAUUUGUAAUUUCAUAAUUCCUAAGUAUAAGAUUAGUUGUAUAAUCUGUGAAAAUUAUAAACAGAUAUUUUAAUUGAAAAUGCAUAAACUACUUCAAAUAUUUUUUAAAAAACCCAUAAAAUUUUAGCUUGUCCAUUGAUGGAAAGAAGAUUUUUAAACUGAAUAAUGUGAUGUAAUACCAUAGCAUUAUCAUCAAAGUGCAGAUAUUUCAACAUUGCCUGCUUGAAGUGUUUUACAAGUGACAAUACACUUACUAUGUGUAGCAUAGCCCAUGACUCCCGCAUAAUUGUCAAGGUAUAAAGACCAUGAUCAACUCGGAAUAUGUAUAGGUUUUUUUCCUGUGUUUCUUGUUCGAUGAAAAAUCUGUCCCUCUGGCAUGCUGUGUAGCAGUCAACUCUGUAAGCCUCGUUAUCAGCUUUUGCAGGUGCCCUCAUGUCGGAUUUUUACCAUUCGCACCGGAAACACAUGAUUGAAACUUUUCUUGAAUAUAUUUAACUUUAAAAUUUCUUCAGAUUUGAAAUUAAAAGCAUGUUUUUUGUACACUUCACCAAAAAGCAUGUGUCAUUAUUUACUGGUUUUCAUCAGUAAUUUAAAAUAACAUUUGACAUCGAAAAGUUCCUAAGAGUAACACAUUAUAACAGAGUUUGAAUAAUUUGUUCAAAUAUCUGUUCAUUAUCAUUUGAUUUGGCUUUUUUUUUAAAAUCUCAUAUUUUAAAUUGCAUCAAAUUUUACACCAAAAUAUUGAUCACUGUGCCUAGCGGCCAACAUCAUGUCCAGCAAAAUUGACGAGCAUUUUCAUUGCAGUAUGAUUUUUUAAAAACAUUUUUUCAUUUUCAGUAGUCAAAUAAUUGAAUUAAUAUGUUAUCUUUAGGUUGAUAAAAUUCGCUGUUAAAAUGAUUUGAAACUUAUCAUAUUUUUAAAAUUGAACAGUUUUAAUGUCUGCUAUAACAUAUUUUUACAAAAUUGUCAGAUUUUGUGUUAUAUACAGUUAUACACAUUUAUGUACAUGUAUAUAUCUGAAUCGUGUACGUGAAUGCUGGAUAUAAAGUGCAAUUGUUGUUAAAACUAUUCGGCAGGAUUUAAUAAUAAAGGCAUCAAUGUGCAUAGAGAAUUGUGACGUGUAAUAUUGAUCGUUUCUCUGUCAUAGAAGUUUAAAAUUCAUCUCUUCAUUCUUCUGUCAUAUAACUCUUUAUUCAAUUGUAAAAUAAACAUUGUACAUUGGAUGAUAUAAUAUAUAGUGUGUAUAUUUUGUGAGAUAUAUCAUUUAAACAUCGUUAGUUGAAAAUAACAUUUUCUUGUACAUCAGACCUCAUUAGCCUUUUAAACACAUUGCACAAAGUCAUUAAUAUUCAUCCGUCAUUUAUAUACAUCAUGUCAUUGUAAAUGAUCAUCUUUAGUCUAAUCAUGUUUUUCAAUAUACAUAUGUACAUGUAUAUGAUAUAAAAAUUGUCUUCACGCCAUAACUUACACUUUAAUACAUGGACUUAUCAGAGUUUAAAACUGUCACUGUUUCGUUUUUAGCUCGUCUGUUUUUCCAAGAGAGAAAGUCAAAUGUGUCAUAGAAUUAUGUGUCAUUAUUGUCAACGUUGUGCAAAAAACUCUAAAGACUGUUUCAAGUAUUAAAUUCUGAAACUCGAAACACCUGUUGCCUAGAACAAUGCGCACACAUAACGCAAUGGCUACCGGUAUAUAUACCUGUUUUUCUACUGAUAAAUCCAAGAAAAAAAGACUAUGAACGGUAGAGUCAGUGCCUAUUUCAUAUACAGAUAGGGUCGGGUAGCCGGAACCAAACGUUUUUUUUUUAGGCUUUAACACAACAGAUGAGCAUUUGUUUUUGUUUCUGAGGCACUCUUUCUUAGAUAAAUAUACGAUAAAUAGCUAGAAUAAAGGGUUUAAUAAGCUAACACAUAAUUGCACGUUUAAUCAUAGUAUCUUUUCUAUGUUGUACAAAGAAAAUUGUUGUAAAACUUCACUGUACCCAAGACCAGUGUCAUUGAAAUGCAUGAUACACGGGUGCAAAGGGCGAGUUGUGUAAUUAAAAUCAGGAGGGUAGUCGUAGAAGUAUCUCUCUUUAACCAUAUUUUCAAGGACUGCUUUCAUUAAGUAGCGUGCCUUUAAGUGAACAUCGUUUUAAUUUGUACGCUCACUCCUUAUCGGAUAAUAAAAACUCUGCCUACCGGUUCCCUUUCUAAAAUUAUUGAAAACUAAGAAAAUGCUGAGAUUUAAUGAAUCACUGAACAUUUAGUAAACACUUCACAAUUUUUUGGAAAAAAGGAUUACUAUUUCAAAUUUGGAAAAACUUUCUGUUAUGGAGGUUAAAUAUUGUGUGUAUAUUCCGCCAAGGGAACAGUAUAAGCUUUAAAAUGUCUGUAACCCAUGUCUUAUUGUAUUCUGCUUAAGUAAACUAUAUGGUGGUUGUGAGACCUUAAUAAGGGCAUUUUGAUGAGAAAAUAAAUAUAAACUAAAAUAAUUAUAAUAGACCUAUGCCAUCAACCUUACAUAGCACUGUUAAUAUCACCAGCAAAAACAUGUUUCCAAAUUUUGGAAGGUAUAUAGUUUCGGAACAUUUACUUCUUACAUUUUAAGCUUAGUAGUUUUUUAACAUUUUGGAACCUUUGCUUCUUAAAUUUUAAUCUAAGGAUUAUUUUAACAUUUUGGAAACAUUUUCCUUAAUUUUUAAGCUAAUGAGUUUUUUUUAAUAUUAUGGAACUUUUUCCACUUAAAUUUUAAGCUAAGAAGAAUUUUAACAUUUUGGAACAUUUUUCCUUAAAUUUUAAGCUAAGGAGUGUUUGACGCUUUGGAACAUUUUCUUUUUAAGUUUUAAGCUAAGGAAUAUUUUAACGCUUUGGAACAUUUUCUUAUUAAGAUGAAAGAUAAGGGGUUUUUGAACUCUUUGGAACAUUUUUCCUUAAUUUUAAGUAUUGGAACAUUUUCAUCUUAAAUUCAAAGCUAAGGAGCAUUUUAACGCUUUGGAACAUUUUUCUUUAAAUUUCAAGUAUUGGAACAUUUUCAUCUUAAAUGCUAAUACUUGGAAGCAUUUUAACGCUUUGGAACAUUUGUCUUUAAAUUUUAAGUAUUAGAAUAUUUUGAAGUUUGAGAAUUCUUGACCGUACUCAUUUGGAAUAUUUGAUAAACGGCGAUCAAUGUUUGAUCUCAUUUUGCUAUAAAAACCAAUGUUAAAUGAUAUUGUAUUUCUACAGAUGGCCGUUUUUGAAUUGUUUCGUUAUGAGUGCAGACAGACAUAUUGCUAUUACGGUAAUAAUUUCCUUUCUACCAUAUUAGCGAGAAAUUCAGUAUUCACUUUAAUGAACUCAAAAAUCACAAUCAUCAAGUUUUUAUCCCAAAAAUAUAUGAAUAGUUAUUAUGAUAAAUAAUUUAUUAUCUGAUGUGAUGUUGAAUUGAUAAGAUGUUUUAAUCGAAUUAAGACUUCUAUCGUUAAUUAUUAUUUACUUCGCUUAACAAAAGAAUAAUUUGAAUCCAAGUUCACAUGUAUUUGUUUGAAUAGGGUUAUCAUGUGACUACUAUAUCUCCCGAUAGGUUUAAUGGUUAUGAAUAUUUAUAACAGAGUGGUUUCAGCGUCACACCAAUUAACCAUACACGAAUAGGUGUCAAGUCAUGCCUGGGCACUUCUUGGAGGGUGGUCAAAGUAACCCAUUGAAUUUCACAACCAUGCAUUGAAAGUGGUUAUUUAUCGAUGAAAUAAAACUCCUUUAUCGGUCCAUUGAAUGGUUAAACGACAACCAUCUUCCACCUUAAUGAUAAGAAAUACUUCAUUAUCGAUUCCUAAUAGAAAUUUACAAAUUAUGAUAGUUCCUUAUCUAUGCAUCAGCGCUAUAUAUUUACGUAUUGCUGUAAAAUUUUAUUACCCCACUCCCCCUAUUCUCAGUAUUACGCGAAGUCUUGCUCACCCAUUCCUGGUACGGAGUCUCUUCAAAACAUGUAAUUCCAAAUUGACUGCAAAGAGACCUCCUUGUUAUUAUGAAUAGCUAAUAAGGUGAAAUCCAGAGGUUUGAUUGGAUGUCCGAGACACAUUUCAGGUGAUACUGAAAUAGCCUAGAAGUUAUGGAGAUGAAUAUUAUUGCAUUACAAAGUUUCUUAAAUAGUCUAUGUUCCAACGGUAUUAGUGUAAUCGGAAUGAUAUAGCAUGGGUUCUGACUCACAAGGGAUUGUAGUUAGUAAUAAAUUCAAAUAUUUGAUCAAUAAAUCCGCAGAAAUAGUUUUAAUGAUUUGCUGAAUCAUGAUUUAAAUAUUUUGAGGCAAAAACAAUAACACUUCAUGUGGCUAUGAGAGAGAAAUUUUGCUUAAAAACAAUGUUUUUUCCUUGUUGAGAAAUUAUGUUGAUGAUGAACAGUAAAUAAGUUAACUUAUGCCAUUAAUUGAAUCUGAAAUACAAUUAUUUUCAUUUUUAUUAUUUUCAAGGCAUUUUUUUUCUGCAAAACACGGACUUAGAUAUAAGACUUAAGAAAAAAUGCACUGGUCAAUUCUGCGAAGACUUGCUCAAAAUCUGGAUUCUAUGUAACAGGGCUUGUUAAAAAUAAUUUGUGCCGAGCAAUACUGAAAGAAUUAAGUGGGCUGGUUCAUCCAAGUCGUAAUUUCAAUGACUGCCUUGCCAGUGCUUCAUGAUAAAUUUUAAGAAUCACCUUACAUGAAAUUUGUGAUUUGAAAUUUGUGAUUUCUGUUCUAGAAGUGCUAUUCUGUAAAGUAUGUAUGUAAUACAGUUUUUGAUGGGCUCACAACUUCACUGUUAACAUUUUGAUUACACUCAAACUUGAACUUACUUCUAAUAAAUCACACUUUUUAAGCAAUCUUCAUGUAAUUUAUAUUUCUUGGCCUCGCUUUUCAAACUGCCCAUAUUGGCUCCAUUUUAUCACAUAAUGACUAGGAUUAAUUAUCAUAAAUAUAUUCAGUUCUAUUCAUUUCGAAACAAAAUGACUAGUUCAAUUGGACAAAGCUCUUAUGACUAAAUAAAACUUUAUUCAAUUUGUAUCUCUAAUUUGAUAUUGAUGUUACAUUACUUUGCCUUUCAAGGCAUACUAUAACCAGGAUAGUCUUAGUUUUACUUUCUCUUACACUCAAAACCGACUAUUCUAAUGUUCAAUUUUCAGGUAAUUUCCUCUUGUACAGUAUUCAUAGAAAUUAUUCAAUAAACAGGAGUUAGUCAUUCAGAUCUUGUAUUGUAGAUCUUGUACGAUAGUGCCGGAUCUUGUAUUUUAGAUCUUGUAUGAUAGUGCCGGAUCUUGUAUUUAAGAUCUUGUACGAUAGUGCCGGAUCUUGUAUUUAAUAUCUUGUACGAUAGUGCCGGAUCUUGUAUUUAAUAUCUUGUACGAUAGUGCCGGAUCUUGUACGAUAGUGCCGGAUCUUGUAUUUAAUAUCUUGUACGAUAGUGCCGGAUCUUGUACGAUAAUGCCGGAUCUUGUAUUUAAGAUCUUGUACGAUAGUGCCGGAUCUUGUAUUUUAGAUCUUGUACGAUAGUGCCGGAUCUUGUACGAUAGUGCCGGAUCUUGUAUUUAAGAUCUUGUACGAUAGUGCCGGAUCUUGAUUUGUAGAUUUGUACGAUAAUGCCGGAUCUUGUACAAUAAUGCCGGAUCUUGUAUUUUAGAUCUUGUACGAUAAUGCCGGAUCUUGUAUUGUAGAUCUUGUAAGGUAGUGCAGACAUAAUCAUGUUUUUGUUGAGUAUAUAUCUGUUAUGUGAUCACCAUUGUUUUGGCUUGUUAUGUGUAAAUAGAUUUUAAAUGAACAGACUUCUGUUGUAUGGUGACCAUUGUUGCUAUGACAAAUAA